UGUAAUACUGCAUAUGAUAACCAUAGGGUGAAUGCAAAAACUAUAGCUGCUUACUUUAAGAGAGGGCUUCAAGAUAAUCCUUAGAUUAAAAUUAAGGAGAUGAUGGAAAGUGUAAAAGCUGCAUUUAACAUCAAUGUUAGUCAUUCAAAGUAUAAGAGAGCCAAGAGAAUGAUAUUGGAGAAAAUGGAGGGUAGUUUUGCAGAUGAGUACAACAAGCUUGAGGCUUAUGCUAAUGAAUUAAGGUCUAGUAAUCCAGGAACAUAUGUGGUGAUUAAUAUUUCAAAGGAUGCACUUAGUGAAGGUAAAAGAAGAUUCCUAAGAAUGUAAAUCUGUUGUCAUGCAUUGAAAAUGGGGUUUAAGAGUGGGUUGAGACCAUUCAUUGGCUUGGAUGGAACCUUUUUGAAAGGAAAAUGCAAGGGUCAAUUACUAGUAGUUGUUGCUCAAGACUCCAUGAGGCACUUUUAUCCCUUAGCUUGGUCUGUUGUUGAUAAAGAGACCAAAGUGAAAUGGAGUUGGUUCUUAAGGCUGCUACAACUUUCAUUGGACCUCAAAAUGGGAGAAGGGAUCACAUUUAUUUCAGAUAUGCAAAAGGAUUUGAUUGAUUCAGUCCACUUGGUUCUUCCUGAAGCACACCAUCGAUAUUGUGUAAGACACAUAGAGGUAAAUUGGUGGAAAAAAUGGGGACAUGGGGAAUAUAAGAAGUACUUAUGGUGGGCUGCAUGGAGCACAUUUGAGGAAGAUUUUAAAGACCAAUUAAGAAAUAUGGCACAAGUAGAUAAAGAUGGAAAAGAGGCUGUUGAACAUUUGAUGAAGUACCCACCUGAAAGUUGGAGUAGAGCAUACUUUGACACUGUUUGCAAGAACUACUCAGUGGACAACAACCUAACUGUGUCAUUCAAUUCAUGGAUCAAGGAAGCAAGAUUCAAGCCAAUUAUCAAGAUGCUUGAGGAUAUUAGAGUAAAGGUUAUGAACUUGCUAAGGGAACAUGAAUCUGAUAUGAUGUCAUGGAGUAAUGAAUUCAGUCCCCAAAUAAUGCAACUGUAUAACCAAUACUUGAAAUUGCAAACAAGUGUCAUGUUCAUUCCAAUGGUCAAGAAGGAUAUGAAGUGAGUGAAGAUGGUGACAGAAUUCUAUUUACCUAUUUGUUACCUAUUUAAUCUUACCUAUUUGUUAAAUAGAAUUCUAAGGGAAAGCAAGCAAAGAGGCAAAGAUGUUUAGCAACUCAAGACAGUAAUUAUGAAUAACCCAUGUCCCCACUUGCUGAAAUAUACCAGCUGAGGAUGACAUAGAUCUUUCAGCACCACUAUUCAGUCAAGCAAGUCAGUCAAGUCAUCCAGUACAAGCCUCAAAGUUUCAGUUUAUGCCAACUCCAUCAGUCCAAAGGAAACCUCCCAACAACACUAUGCCUCCAAAUUUUGAGUUUCCUGAUUUUGAAUCAGAUUCUGUCCCAAAAAUUAGGCCAAGGAGUUUCUCUGAAAAAAGGACAAGACUACUUAUGAGACAGCAAGGAACCAUACCGGCUAUAAGAAGGACAAUCAAUUUUGUUGGUGACUCAUCUGGUGUGAGAAAGAAAGCUGUAACAAAAAAGGGUAAUGGUAAGUCACAAAACUAAUGUCACUUGAA
Messenger RNA from Nicotiana tabacum (common tobacco), 1623 nucleotides. Lineage: Eukaryota; Viridiplantae; Streptophyta; Magnoliopsida; Solanales; Solanaceae. The record is from RefSeq and is a predicted model, not a curated record.